Vitrella brassicaformis is the source of this 2012-nucleotide messenger RNA. NCBI's taxonomy places the organism in Eukaryota, Vitrellaceae. The record is from the annotation of a GenBank genome assembly.
GUCUCGACAUCCAAUUCCUACUUCGGGGCUAUUCCUGUCGAGGGUAGUUUGUCCUCACAAAUCGUUCCCCGCUGUCGCCCUGGCGUCAAAGCUCGUUUCUGUGCUUUUUUUCCCAUCUCGCCUCUUUCCCUUUGCCGGCCAAGGCAACAAGGACUGCCACAACACGCCCCCUUCCUUCGUGAGCGCAGAGAACCAAACCAUGCCAGCUCACAUGGUAAGCCGGGCACGCACACACGCACACACGCACACAGCAAGGCAGCGGUGCCUGUGAUGUCUGUGCCUGUGCGCAGUCGGACAGAGGCUGCCGUGUCCGCGGUUGCACCUUCGCCAGCUGCCAGAAAACCGGCCGCCACCAUUGCAGCAAUUGCGAUAACACAGACUCGGACCACUUCGCCACUGAUUGCCCUUACGGACGCGGGAGACACAGUAUACCCUCGGUGAGCUGACACCCGCUCUCCACUUGUGCGUCUGUUGCCAUUCCAUCUCUCUGUGUUUCCUGUAGGGCGGGCGCCACUCGCCCAACAAUCGUCACUCAUCCAGCAGGGAGGGCUCAAGACAGCCGAAAGGCCGUCGUGUUGGGUGCCGGGUGCCUGGCUGCUAUCAUGCCAACUGCCUGAGAACCGGACACCAUUACUGCAAAUGGUGCAAGGACACCGACUCUGCCCACUUCGCCGCUGAUUGCCACCGCAAGCCCGGCUUCAGCGGGGAAUACCCAGCAAACACGGCUUUGGUGAGUGGGCCAAACAAACGGGGACCGCUGCAUGAGCCCAUUUGGUGUGUCUGCUCAUGCUCUUAGGCAUUUUCAUUGCCCUGGCCGUCGUUCCCAUUCUGGUCGCACUACCCGUCACCCCAGUACAGCUCCCCUCGCAGCAUCCAAGACAUCCUUGCCCACCACGCCACAGAUGAGGGACGCGCAAAGGAGCCCACGGACGUCACUCGUCUGCUGAGCACGCUGCAGUCGGCCAUGGGCGGCCGAGGGGGCAGCUUCCAUGGCGUGGAGAGGGUGCUGACCUCCACCUUCAUCGACGAGACGCUGCCCGUCCUGUGCGGCAUCCUCUCCAGGGGUGACUCCAGCUUCCCCCUGCAGCCGCCAUCCAGCCACCCACACAGCACAAUGGAGAAAAAGAUGACGGCUCGGCAGUGCUUCGUCCUCAUCGGUGCGGGCUUCCUCUGUCUGCACCAGCACGGAGACGGCAGCCUCAACUUCGAUCGCCUGUUCGACAACCACACACCCUCUGGCAUGGCCAAGCUGCAGUGCUUCAUCCACUACCUGGACGUCAUGGCGCGGACAAUCAAGCAGGGCAACACCGCCGAGACGGAGCGUUUGGUCGUGUUCCAAGCCCUCAGCAGCCCCGAGGCGGGUAUCCACGAGUGGGCGACAUCGACCGCCCCACUGGUGGAUGUGCGCUUCGUGCAAGGCACCCAAGCGUCCAUCUUCGACGCGCCGGCCAUCCGCGGGGACUUCGCCAAUGCCCACAUCGGCGGCGGGACACUGGGGAAUGGUACGCACACAAAGACGAGAGACAGACAGGUUGAUGUGCAUCGAUUCACAUGUGUCUUUUCCGUCUCCAUCUCUCUCUCUGUGUCUGUGUCUGUGUGUGUGUGUGUCUGUGUCAGGUGCGGUGCAGGAGGAGAUCUUGUUCUCGAUCGAGCCCGAGUGCCUCGUCGCCCGCCACCUCUUCCCCAGAGCCAUGCAGCCCACAGAGGCCUUCAUGAUCGUCGGCUCCAAGACGUUCAGCAAAACAUCUGGCUACGGCCGCGAGACCCUCCGCUUCGCCGGCCCUGUCCUCGACACCGCCACCACGAGACACGUCGAUGGCCAUCCGGUUCUGAACAAGUACAUCGUGGCCUUCGAUGCCGUCAACUUCGGCGAGCACAGGGGCGAUCAGCAGUACGACGAGAGGUGCGUGCUGCGGGAGCUCAACAAGGCACACGCGGCAUUGCCACUGCAAUGGCCAAUUGGCCGGCUUGGCCUUCGCGACGGGUGAGUGAGGCACACACAGAAUGGCCAU